This is a messenger RNA of Terrapene triunguis (Three-toed box turtle), 4826 nucleotides long. It is a transcript of the gene ZMYM2, whose product is annotated as zinc finger MYM-type containing 2. The record is from RefSeq and is a predicted model, not a curated record. Gene Ontology annotation, molecular function: zinc ion binding. Lineage: Eukaryota; Metazoa; Chordata; Testudines; Emydidae. The transcript is spliced from 27 exons. Bases 344 to 4126 code for a protein of 1260 amino acids.
UGGACCGAGUUAGAGUUGAGGCGGCGGAGGAGUAGCGCGGAGUGCGUGUGACCGGGGGGAGGGGGAGACCCGAGCCUGUGAGCGGUGGGGAGCUGGGCUCCAGCCCAGUUUGGUGCAGCCUUGGCAGAGACCAGAAAGGAGAGGAGCUCCAUUGACAUUUCAACCAAGGGCAUUAAGUUAAUUGAUAUAAGAGGAAUAGACCCUACACUGGAGCACUUGGGAUCAACUUAUUAAGGUUACUUGCAGAAAUCCACAAAGACAUUUUUCCAGCCUUGAAUAAUCUUCUGUCAUAAAGUAUACAAAGAGUUGAUGGUAUCACACGUGCAAAUUCAGCUUAUCUGGAAUGGACAGAAGUUCUCUGGGAGGAUUAGAACUGUCUGAACAUACUUCUGGUUUACUAGGAACUACUGCCAUGGCAACUGGUCUUGCAAAAAUAGGAAAUUCUUUUGGAGGUCCGCCUAAUACUCUAGUUUCUAGAACUAAUAAGUUCCAAAACUCAUCUAUAGAAGAUGAUGAUGAUGUUGUUUUUAUUGAACCUAUACAACCUCCACAGACUUCUACAUCACUGAUAUCAGAUCAGAGAAACAUUGCAUUUAUUUCAUCAAAAAGCGACGAGCUUCAAGGAAAUGAUUCCAAAAUGCUUCCUCCUUCAAAAGAUUUAAGUUCUCAAAAGGGAAGUAUAAGCGAGACUAUUAUUAUUGAUGAUGAAGAAGAUAUUGAAACAGAUCAAGGACAAGAGAAGAAUGCUUCCAGUUUUAAUGAACGAAGACUUCCAGAGUGUAAAAAUAGAUCCAGCGAUAUGGAAUUCUCAGCUUCCAGUUUUUCAAGAAGUAAGACCAAGACUGGUGUAGGACCUUUCAAUCCUGGUAGAAUGAAUGUGGCUGGAGAUGUGUUUCAAAAUGGAGAAUCUGUGACUCAUCACAGUCCUGAUUCCUGGAUAUCCCAGUCAGCUUCAUUCCCUAGAAAUCAGAAACAACCAGGUGUGGAUUCCUUGUCACCAGUGGCCUCACUUCCUAAACAGAUUUUUCAGCCGUCUGCACAACAACAACCUUCUAAACAGGUUAAAGUCACAUGUGCAAAUUGCAAAAAGCCCUUGCAGAAGGGACAGACUGCAUAUCAGCGCAAAGGAUCAGCUCACCUGUUUUGUUCCACUGCCUGCCUCUCAUCAUUCUCGCAUAAACCUGCUCCAAAGAAACUCUGUGUUAUGUGCAAAAAAGAUAUAACAACAAUGAAAGGCACCAUUGUUGCUCAAGUUGAUUCCAGUGAGUCUUUCCAGGAGUUUUGCAGUACAUCAUGUUUGUCCUUCUAUGAAGACAAGCAUAAUCCCUCAAAAGGAAUCUUGAAUAAGUCAAGAUGCACUAUCUGUGGUAAACUAACUGAGAUUCGCCAUGAAGUUAGCUUUAAGAACAUGACUCAUAAGCUGUGUAGUGACCACUGCUUCAAUAGAUACAGAAUGGCGAAAGGUUUAAUAAUGAAUUGCUGUGAGCAUUGUGGGGAGUACUUGCCCAGUAAAGGAGCUGGAAACAAUGUCCUUACGAUUGAUGGUCAGCAGAAAAGAUUCUGCUGCCAAAACUGCGUUGGUGAAUAUAAACAGAAAUAUGGCAAAUUAACAACUUGUACUGGUUGCAGAGCUCAGUGCAGGUUUUUUGAAAUGACUCAGUGCAUAGGACCUAAUGGAUAUAUGGAGCCAUACUGCUCAACUGCAUGCAUGAACACACACAAAUCAAAAUAUGCAAAAUCACAAAGUAUGGGAAUUAUUUGCCACUUUUGUAAACGAAACUCUUUACCUCAAUAUCAAGCCACAAUGCCUGAUGGAAAACUGUACAACUUUUGCAGUUCCAGUUGUGUAGCUAAAUUUCAGACUCUUAGUGUGCAGUCUUCAACCAAUGGUCAGUUUGUGUCUCCAAGUGACAUUCAGCUGAAAUGCAAUUAUUGCAAAAGUUCUUUUUGUUCAAAACCAGAAGUACUGGAGUGGGAGAACAAAGUAUACCAGUUCUGCAGCAGAACUUGUUCUGAUGAUUAUAAGAAACUGCACUGCAUAGUUACAUACUGUGAAUACUGCCAAGAGGAGAAAACACUGCAUGAAAUGGUGAAUUUCUCUGGUAUCAAAAGACCAUUCUGUAGUGAAGGAUGCAAGCUGCUAUAUAAACAAGAUUUUGCAAGACGGUUAGGAUUGAGAUGUGUUACUUGUAAUUACUGCUCACAACUCUGUAAAAAGGGAGCUACUAAGGAACUUGAUGGUGUAAUAAGAGAUUUCUGCAGUGAAGAGUGCUGUAAAAAAUUUCAAGACUGGUACUUCAAGGCUGCCAGGUGUGACUGUUGUAAGUCUCAAGGAACUCUCAAAGAGAAAGUACAGUGGCGUGGAGAAAUGAAACAUUUCUGUGAUCAGCACUGCUUACUGCGUUUCUACUGUCAACAAAAUGAACCUAAUAUGGCAACACAAAAAGGACCUGAAAAUUUGCAUUAUGAUCAGGGUUGUCAAAUUUCCCGAACAAAAAUGACAGGUUCAGUGCCACCCCCUUCUCCAACACUUAACAAAGAGAUGAAGAACAAGGCAAUUCUUUGCAAACCUUUGACAAUGACAAAAGCUACAUACUGUAAACCUCACAUGCAGACAAAAUGUUGUCAGACAGAAGAUGAUUGGAAGAAAGAAUAUGUCCCAGUGCCUGUUCCUGUACCUGUUUAUGUUCCGGUGCCUAUGCACAUGUAUAGUCAAAAUGUUCCUGUUCCGACAGUGGUUCCCGUUCCAGUGCCAGUUCCAGUUUUUCUGCCCACCACUCUGGAUAGCAAUGAGAAGAUCCUUGCAGCAAUAGAAGAGCUGAGGGGUAAAGUUCCUUCAAAUCCUCUGGAGGCUGAGCUACUGACUAUAGCUGAGAUGAUGCCUGAAGAUGAUGGAAAAACAGAGACUAUGGAUCUGAACAGUGUAAUAAUUGAAACAGACUUGCUAAACUCUGAUACAGAGAUGCAGACAAGCUUGCCUGAUAUUCCGUAUGAACCAGAUCUCGAUAUUGAAAUUGAUUUUCCAAGAGCGGCUGAGGAGCUUGAUACAGAAAAUGAAUUUUUGCUGCCUCCUGUCUUUGGGGAAGAAUAUGAGGAACAGCCAAGACCUCGAUCCAAAAAGAAGGGAGUGAAGAGAAAAGCAGUGUCAGAAUACCAGUCUCAUGAUGAUAGCUCUGAGAAUUCAGAGUGUAGUUUUCCUUUCAAAUAUGCAUAUGGUGUAAAUGCGUGGAAACACUGGGUAAAAACUAGGAGUCUAGAUGAAGAUCUGCCAGUAUUAGAGGAACUGAAAUCAACAAAAUCUGUGAAAUUAAAGGAAGAUCUGCUAUCGCAUACUGUAGCUGAGCUAAACUAUGGCUUGUCACGUUUUGUCAAUGAAAUUCGAAGACCGAAUGGAGAGAACUAUACACCUGACAGCAUCUAUUAUCUGUGUCUUGGGAUUCAGGAGUAUUUGUAUGGAAGCAAUCGAAAAGACAAUAUAUUUAUUAAUCCAAGCUACGAGACAUUUGAGCAGGAAUUAAAUAAAAUCCUUAAAAGUUGGCAACCAAGCAUACUUCCUGAUGGGUCAAUAUUCUCUCGAGUUGAAGAAGAUUAUCUUUGGAGGAUAAAACAGCUAGGAUCACACUCUCCAUUUGCUCUUCUGAAUACACUGUUCUACUUUAACACUAAGUAUUUUGGCCUGAAAACAGUGGAGCAGCACUUAAGACUUUCCUUUGGCACCGUUUUUAGACAGUGGAAAAAAAAUCCUCGAACAAUGGACAGCAAAGCUUGUCUUCGAUAUCAAGUUUCUUCCCUAUGUGGCGCAGAUAGUGAAGAUAAAAUUACUACUGGAAAAAGGAAACAUGAAGAUGAUGAGCCAGUGUUUGAACAAAUUGAAAACACAUCAAAUCCUGCUAGAUGUCCCGUGAAAAUGUUUGAGUGCUAUCUAUCUAAGAGCCCACAGAAUCUUAAUCAGAGAAUGGAUGUGUUCUAUUUACAACCGGAAUGCUCUGUUUCCUCAGAUAGCCCUGUCUGGUACACUUCCACUUCACUGGACCGCAACACUUUGGAACACAUGCUCGUACGGGUUCUUUUAGUAAAAGAUAUUUAUGAUAAAGACAAUUAUGAACUGGAUGAAGAUAUAGAUUAAAACAAACUUCCAAAAGCUGUCAGGAAAAACAAAACAGCAUUAGAUAGUCAUGCUGCUAGACCUUUAUUAUGGAAACCAUUUCAAGUUUACUCUUCGUUUUAUGAGUUUUGUAGCAGUGUACCCUGACCUGGGUAUUACCAUGUAAAUAAUCCGUGAGUGAAAGUUGCCAUUAUCCUCUUACGUAGUGGUUUUAGGAUACUUAACAAACACAUUCAAAUUCUUUUUUUUAUUAUUAUUUAUUUGAUUAGGUAUGUUUGUAACUUUUUACAUUGCGAAAUAUGAAUGAGAAUGUGCCAUGUGUAAUUUUUUUUCUUGUAGUAAGAAACAUCCAUAUUGCACAACUCUACUGUUGCAAGCUUCCUUGAAAGGAGGCUCUUUUACUGGGUUCUUCAACCAGAUGGUUGUGUAUGGGUAGCACUACUAAAGUUUAGAACUUGCUGUGUCUUUCAGAAUUUUUAAAUAAAUUGUAAACUAAUAGGUUUUUUACUUUUUAGUUACUGAAGCCUUAUAAGGUUAUGUAGAGAGAUUCCAUCUUAUGUACCAAAAAUAGACAAAAGAGAAUGCUGUCAAUAUUGGUGUACUGUAAUGUGAAUCUAUACUGGUGAAAACAACUUUUUUGUUGCCCUUAUUAAAACCUUAGUGUCCUUUCCUUAUUUGUGACUCUCUGAAUUGCCCCUUCAAAUAAAAUAUAUAUUCAAAA